This is a messenger RNA of Musa acuminata AAA Group (dessert banana), 737 nucleotides long. RefSeq names its product guanine nucleotide-binding protein subunit gamma 4-like. The coding region runs from base 144 to 716 and encodes 190 amino acids. The transcript is spliced from 5 exons. Gene Ontology annotation, biological process: G protein-coupled receptor signaling pathway. The record is from RefSeq and is a predicted model, not a curated record. NCBI's taxonomy places the organism in Eukaryota, Viridiplantae, Streptophyta, Magnoliopsida, Zingiberales, Musaceae.
CCAAAUGGGAAACGAGAAACAGGAACCGCGAGAAACGGAUCUUACCGCUCGUAACUUCCGGCUGCGACUCCCUCCGCAUUUAAGCGCGACAGUGGUCCACGCUCGACCCGAAGUCGUGACGCUUCGCCGCCGACUCGAGACCGAUGGCCGCGGCGGAGGCGUUGGAGGAGAAGCAGGCGGAUGCUACGCAGGCUCCCCGGGCCCGGUCGCCGCGGCGGUACACGGACCUCUGCGGGCGCCACCGGCUGCAGGCACGGGUCCAGCUCUUGAGUCGGGAGAUCGGCUUCCUUGAGGAGGAGUUACAAUCAGUUGAAGGGCUUCAACCUGUCUCUGUAUGCUGCAAAGAGGUUGAUAAAUAUGUAGGGACAACUCCAGAUCCUUUAAUCCCAACAUAUAAGAAGAGACAUAAGUCCUGCUGCUUCUCGAGGUGGCUCCGGGCAAUGGUUUGCUUCAAUGCGACAUGCUUCACCGGUGGUUGCUCGAGCUGGCAGAACAGACCUUGUUGCACUCGUAGACCCAACGGGUCCUGCUCCUCUAGUGGUGGAUACCCUAGCAGAAGCUGCUGCAGCGUUUCCUGCUCCAGAUUGCGCUGUGUCAUCCCAAGUCUCUCAUGUCCUGGAUAUUCUUGUGGAUGUGUCUGUUCUUGUUCCAACUGUACCAAGGUACGCCUUUGCCCUACAUGUUUGUGUUGUAUUAGCCACUGUGUAUGUGAAUAAUAGAUCACUUGAUGUUCUUCA